This is a messenger RNA of Synchiropus splendidus (mandarinfish), 2118 nucleotides long. RefSeq names its product potassium channel, subfamily K, member 18 (gene kcnk18). Gene Ontology annotation, molecular function: potassium ion leak channel activity. NCBI's taxonomy places the organism in Eukaryota, Metazoa, Chordata, Actinopteri, Syngnathiformes, Callionymidae. The transcript is spliced from 3 exons. The coding region runs from base 1 to 1176 and encodes 391 amino acids. Gene Ontology annotation, biological process: potassium ion transmembrane transport; stabilization of membrane potential. Gene Ontology annotation, cellular component: membrane. The record is from RefSeq and is a predicted model, not a curated record.
AUGAUGUCCGUGAGGAAGCAGAGUCGGAGCUGCGCCGCCCGCCUGUCCCGGCUCUUCCCGCACCUCGUGCUCUGGCUCUCCCUGGUGGGGUACGCGGCUCUGGGGGCGCUGAUGUUCCAGUUCAUCGAGGGGGGCAGCGAGUCCAGCACCAAGGCGGAGUACCUCGGCUUCUUGGAGCGAGUCGUCCGGAAAGUCCAGAAUCUAACCGAGGGUGGAUACCGAGAUGGCGAAAUUGUCAGUGGAGUGGAGAUCGAGAUGAGGAGCAGGUUCAAGUCCAUCUGGCUCCAGAGACCUGACCGAUGGACCUUCUUUGGCUCCAUGUUCUUCUGCUGCACCGUCUUCACCACCGUCGGUUACGGCGAGAUCUACCCGGUCACUUUGUCUGGUAAAGUGGCGUGUAUCUUCUAUGCCAUGGUGGGAAUCCCUCUCAUGUUGCUCGUCAUCCUGGACGUGGGCGACUUCCUGGCCAUGUUUAUGACGCGAGCGUACGUCCAGCUGCACACGCUCUUCAAAAUCCUCCGCUCCCGCCGCUGGUCACCGCGCAGGGCUCAGGAAAAGGCCUGCGACUCGGGCCACCGCGUCCUGGAGGACGGCACCUACUUCUUCAGCCACGACGUGGUGGUGCGCGAGCCCAUCGACAUCCGCCACGUUCUGCACACUCAGGGCGACGUCCGGCACAAGUCCAACCAACUCCAGAACAACAAAGAGAUCUUCGAGAAGAUUCUGGCCCGAGAGAAUCUGCUGAGGAAGGCGCCGCUGUUGAAGAGCAUCUCGUGUCCGGAGCUGAACCGCCUGCCUCCGGCCUGUAAGGGCAGGCAGAUCUGGGACUUCAGCGGGUUGGGGGACGGUAUGGAGAAGCUGGACGUCCCCUUCGUGCUCAUCCUCAUCAUCGUCUUCACCUUCAUCCUCCUGGGUGGCUUGAUCCUCCCACUGUGGGAGAGUGAGUUGGAGGGCUUUGACCCCUACUACUUCUGCUUCAUCACCGUCACCACCAUUGGCUUCGGAGACAUCGUCCCCCACCACCCCAAGUACUUCAUGCUCACCUCGCUCUUCAUCAUCAUUGGCAUGGCCGUCAUGACCAUGGCCUUCAAGCUGGGCCAGGCUCGCAUCGUCAGCUGCUACCGCCAGUGCAUCAAGUACAUCAGUAGAGGGAGGAGCGAGCAGGACGACCAGUGAUGUCCACCCAGCCUGUGCUUUCAUCUGAGAACCCGUGCGGCGCUGAGCGUUUUGCAUGUGUUCGCUGCUCUUUGACCCAACUGGUGUUUGCUGAAGUGAAACCAGGAAGCUGCUCACAAGACAAGUGUCGGGAACGUGACUCCCAGGAGAAGAGGAUGCAUGAAUCUCACACACAGACACAGUCGUGCUUCGCUAUCCUUGUGAGGACCUCUCAUUGGCGUAACCCUUUCCCCAGCCUCGCCGCCUGAACCGUCCAAAACAAAAGGCGAAACCUAACCAGGACUGUAAGCCAAACCGAAACCCAAUUAUAAUGAUCAGGUUAUUAAUCCUCAAAUGAAGUAAAAAAAAUGUCCCCAAAAAUAUGUGUUAACAAAAAUUGGUCCUCACAGGUAUAGAUCACUGACACGAUGAAUGGAUACAUGACAGGAGUUGAACACUAAACCCUGCAACUGUUAUGAAGUUCCACAAGAGGGAGGAUUAAAUAAAGGGUAAAUAAACAAAUGUAUGAAAAAUGUAAACCCUCAAAUCCGAAAAUAGUUUUAAAUUCAAGCGAUUGUGCGCACCAGUGACUUUGUCAACACAUGAUGGCGCUGUAAACCACGAGAGCCAGAGUGUGGACCGUGAACACGCGCUUCAGGUUGAUCUCAAAUCGAGUGUGUUUCUGAACUUGUCGGACUGAAGGUUGUGAACAACAAUGGUGUAGUCGAUAUUUAAGUCAUAUUUACGCGACAAGACUGCGGACUUGUUUAUUUAUAUUCCCACUAUGGUCACGCGGAAGUUUCAGGGUGAAUAAAACGUGCAUCCAUUGACGUUUCUGCGACUCUUUCAGUGCUUCGACAGGUGAGAUCACGAACCUAAAACGUAGUUUCUCACUCAUUCAUCUUUUAAAUCCGGGUGUUCAAACAGCAGCCAGUCGCCAGCUCCGGACCAUCAUCAGCUUUA